Molecule: messenger RNA, 10192 nt
Organism: Lepisosteus oculatus (spotted gar)
Lineage: Eukaryota; Metazoa; Chordata; Actinopteri; Semionotiformes; Lepisosteidae
Source: RefSeq, a predicted model, not a curated record
GAAUGAGUUGUGUGUGUGCUGUGUAGCAGCAGCAGGAGAUCCUGGCAGCGAAGCGACAGCAGGAGCUGGAGCAGAAGAGGAAGUUGGAGCAGCAGAGACACGAGGAGAUGGAGAAGCAGCGACUGGAGCAACAGCUCAUCAUGCUAAGGAACAAGGAGAAGGGCAAAGAGAGUGCAAUUGCCAGCACAGAGGUUAAGUUAAAGCUGCAGGAGUUUCUCCUCAGCAAAUCCAAAGAACCCUCAUCUGGUGGACUCAACCAUUCCUUUCCCCAGAAAUGCUGGGGAGCCCAUCACACCUCCCUGGACCAGAGCUCCCCACCCCAGAGUAACACUCCCGGGACACCUCCUUCCUACAAACUUCCUCCCCUGCUGGGUGCUUAUGAUGGCAAAGACGACUUCCCCCUACGAAAGACAGCCUCCGAGCCCAAUCUGAAGGUGCGCUCCAGGUUAAAACAGAAGGUGGCGGAGCGGAGGAGCAGCCCGCUGUUGAGGCGGAAGGACGGCACGGUGAUCAGUACCUUCAAGAAGAGAGCCAUCGAGAUCACAGUGUCCUCCGUGUGUAGCAGUGCCCCCGGCUCCGGUCCCAGCUCCCCUAACAGCUCCAACAGUGCCAUCGCCGAGAACGGAUCCAGUGGCUCUGUGCCCAACAUCCACGCUGAGCAAAUGCGAUCCCACCAUCACACAAUGAACACAGACUCCUCUGCCAGUCAGCUCAGCCUCUACACCUCCCCGUCUCUCCCCAACAUCUCCCUGGGCCUGCCAGCCUCUGUCACUGCUGCCAACUCGCACAUCGCCGCGCCACAGAAGAUGUCUGCCCAGCAGGAGGCGGAGCGGCAGGCCAUACAGACCAUGCGUCAGGGCGGCGCCCUCACAGGGAAGUUCGUCAGCACGUCCUCUCUGCCCGCCUGCCUGACCCCCGGGGUCCCCCACGACGCUGAGCCCCCCCCAGCGAACAGCCACAGCCACUCAUCCCUGCUCCAGCACGUCCUGCUGCUGGAACAGGCCCGCCAGCAGAGCGCGCUGCUCGCAGUGCCAAUCUACGGCCAGUCGCCCUUGGUGACGGGCGAGCGGGUGUCCGCCAACAUGCGCACGGUGAACAAGCUGCCCCGCCACCGGCCGCUGAGCCGCACGCAGUCCGCGCCCCUGCCCCAGAGCCCGCAGGCCCUGCAGCAGCUCGUCAUGCAGCAGCAGCACCAGCACUUCCUGGAGAAGCAGAAACAGUACCAGCAGCAGAUCCAGCUCAACAAGAUGCUAGCCAAGGGGAGCGAUCUGCCCCGGCCGCCCCCCACGCACCCCGAGGAGACAGAGGAGGAGCUGACCGAGACGGCCGAGAUGCAGGAGGACAGAGGGGGCGAGGCCGAGCCAGGGGAGGGGCCAACGCUGACGGAGGAGGAGGGGCCUGAGGAGCUCUCGCCCCCUCUGGAACAGCAGCCAAUCACGUUGAAGGAUGAGAACACGGAGAGCGAGGUGGAAGAGGAAGAUGAGGACGAGGAGCCCAUCGAGCUGAAGGAGUGCGACGAUCAGGGAAUACCUUACAGCCAGUUCUCGGACCAGCAGCACCUGCAGCAGCUCAACGUGUUCCAGGCGUCUCUGUCGAUCACGGGCAUGCCCCACAGGCAGCUGGGAAGGACACAGUCCUCCCCUGCCACGGCCGGCCUCAAGGGCACCACGAUGGGCGAGAAGCCCAUCAAACACCUCUUCACCACAGGUGUGGUGUACGAUACCUUCAUGCUGAAACACAUGUGCACGUGCGGGAACACUAACAUCCACCCAGAGCAUGCUGGGAGGAUCCAGAGCGUGUGGUCCAGGCUGCAGGAGACAGGGCUGCUCAGCAGGUGUGAGAGGAUCCGAGGCAGGAAAGCGACACUAGACGAGAUCCAGACGGUUCAUUCGGAGCAUCACACGUUACUGUACGGCACCAGCCCACACAACCGGCAGAAACUCGACAGCAAGAAGCUUCUAGGUCCAAUUAGUCAGAAGAUGUACGCUGUGCUGCCUUGUGGAGGCAUUGGGGUGGACAGCGACACCGUGUGGAACGAGAUGCACUCCUCAAGCGCGGUGCGGAUGGCCGUGGGCUGUGUCAUCGAGCUUGCCUUCAAAGUGGCUUCAGGUGAACUCAAGAACGGCUUCGCUGUCGUGCGCCCCCCAGGACAUCACGCGGAGGAGUCCACAGCAAUGGGCUUCUGCUUCUUCAACUCUGUGGCCAUCGCUGCCAAGCUGCUGCAGCAGAAGCUGAACGUGGGGAAGAUCCUGAUCGUGGACUGGGACAUCCACCAUGGAAACGGUACACAACAGGCCUUCUACCGCGAUCCUAGUGUGCUCUACAUCUCCCUGCAUCGCUACGAUGAUGGCAACUUCUUCCCAGGAAGUGGUGCACCAGAGGAGGUGGGGGCAGGCCCGGGAGUGGGCUACAACGUGAACAUCGCGUGGACAGGAGGAGUGGACCCUCCGAUGGGCGACGUGGAGUACCUAACAGCGUUCAGGACGGUGGUGAUGCCCAUUGCCAAUGAGUUCUCCCCGGACGUGGUUCUGGUGUCAGCUGGGUUUGAUGCAGUGGAAGGGCACCAGUCUCCGCUGGGCGGCUACUCCGUCACAGCCAAAUGUUUCGGUCACCUCACCAAGCAGCUGAUGAAGCUGGCGGGGGGUCGUGUCGUCCUGGCGCUGGAGGGGGGUCACGACCUCACAGCCAUCUGCGACGCCUCCGAGUCCUGUGUGUCCGCCCUCCUGGGCGAAGAGCUCGAACCCUUGCCAGAGGACACGGUGCAGCGGAAGCCCUGCCCGAAGGCCGCGGCGUCGCUGGAGAAGGUCAUCGAGAUUCAGACUAAGCACUGGAAGUCAGUGCAGAGGCUCUCCGCCACCGUGGGCCAGUCUCUGCUGGAGGCCCAGCGGCGAGAGAAGGAGGAGGCCGAGACGGUGAGCGCGAUGGCGUCCCUGUCGGUGGACACGGAGCAGGGGGCCAGCCAGGAGCCCAGCAGGCCGCCGGAGGAGCCGAUGGAAGACGAGCCGGCGUUGUAGAGAAGCCCCCGUGAUCAUGGACUCCAUCCUCGUGAGCCCUCACUCCCCCAUCACUGUCCGUCCCCCCCCCGCCCCACACACACACACAUUUCUCCAUGCCUGGUGAGCGCCCACGCUGCCCGACGGAUACGGAGCGGGCGAGAGAGGGGGAGGCAGACGGACAGGGACGGACGAGUGGGCGGGAAGAAGCAGGACGUUCGCCCCUGCCACCAUCUCCCCACCCCCACCCCCAGGGACGGAGAAGGAUUUGGAGAGACCGGUAACGCCAGUGGCGGAGGGGGUGGGUUAUAUUUUUAAACGCAGAGAGAUUUUACUGACAAAAAAGAACCUAUUUUUUCGUACAUUUGACGACGACAACAAAAAACAAACGCAAAACAGGACUCUGGUCCUCGUAGGAGAAGUGAAGACUGCAUUUUCCGACUCCAGAGAACAGAUGGAGUUCUUCUUUCUUUCUUGUGAGUGGGUGUAAACCGUUUUGUUUUUGUUCGUUUGGUCAGAUCCGAUAAUCUGGAAGGAAGCACACACACACGUGUCAUUUUCUUGUCGAUGUAUUUCUUAUCUUUCCUCUUGGUAUUCAGGGCAGCAGCAGGGAGAGCUGGGCAGCAGGAAUCACCUCCUUCCUUUUUAAAAAACCAACCAACAAUUCUAGGCUGGGAGCCGUGAGCUUGUGUGCGAGGGAGAAAGGGAACUGAGCUUGGGUUUUAAGCGUGAGAUCACACUCGGCCUGGACAUCUCACAGAUAGAGGGGUGUCUGGGGCGUCUCCAUCUUUGGCUCUCUUGGCAGACCAUCACACUCUCAUUAACAGGCACUAACCCCCGAGAAGGAAUGUUUUUCCCGAGUUUGGAGGCGAGGAGAGGAUCCGAAUUCCGUGUUUUUCUUCACUUGAGGGCUGUGUACAAGGAAGAUCAACCGAGCGGACAGGAGGGAGUAAAGGGGACUCUGACCCUGGAGUGUUCGAAUGACACAAGAGGAACUCGGUGCCUUUUAAAAAAAAAAAACACAACAGGAAAAGAGAAAAUCCACACACUUGUUACACUCAUGUACGUUAGUGUUUAAAAAUGCCUUAAUUUCCUUAAAACCCGUGACUUUCGCAGUUUGUGUUCGAACCGACAGAUUGGUAGGGAAGAUUCUUUCCUUUCUUUUUUUACUCCGGGAAAGUUUUCUAGCCCUCUCCUGUCUUAUUUUCUCCUCGGUUUAAUGGGAAUGCUGGGAGUGAGAUCCUCGAAGGGUCAAAGGUCGUCUGUGACCUUUGAGGUGUGUGGGGAGGGGGGGAGGGGGAGGUUGACAACCCCCAGCUUCGCCCCUUUUCUGCUUCCUGUUUGUUAUAUGUAUCUCCCUGGAGUGGUAGUUCGCGUGGCUGCGAUGCGAUGACCAGUUCCUGUCAUGUCUGUCCCUGUCUCUUCCCCGGUCGUUCCAGAAAACAGUUAUCACCAAAACCUUGUUGCUUUUCACUGACACAGUACUUUAAAUCCAACCACGUUAUUUUAGACAUCAACGGUAUUAUUUGACGUUGAGUGUGUGUACUUUGCAUUUUUUUGAAGAUGAUGGUGUUUCCGUUUGUAGGUUGAAGCUGGGGGUUUCCUUGCGAUAGGCAAAUGAGUACUGUACUAAAAAUCAAUACACGUAUCUGUCCUGUCCCAGUGUUGUUGAAAUCCAGAAGCUGAAGAGAUGUACUUAAUUUUUAAUUCUUAGGGGCUUGAUUUUUAAGACAGGGGCUUUGCAGAGUCUAUUUUGAUGGCUUUGGUCAUGGCAGUUUACCCUUGAACCCUACUGUUAUUAUUAAAAUAUUUUUCAUGUGUUCUGGAUUUAUGGUUUUAGAACUAGCAAGCCGGGCAGGAAGUCCAGUGAGGUGCAACGCUAGCCUGGGCUCCCCUCUGCAGCGGUAGCUGUAUAUUUUUAGUUCCACUCUCUUGCUCCUUGGGCUUAGGAAGGGGGAGCUGGACUUUGGAUCUUGCUUUAAUUGUAUUAUUUUGUGGGAAGUGAUUCUCCACCACCCUCAUUUUUCCCGGCUUGUUCUUUCAACACAGUUCCAUAAAUUUCAAUAGAGACGGACGUGAACAAGGAUCAAUUAGGGGAGCAGACAUCUUGCCUGGUCUACUGUGGGAGGAAUCCAGCACAGUGAAAUGGGCUGGACGCACACACACACAGAAUUAAAAGGAUUGGGGAUUUAUUUGUGCAGCUGUAAUGGAAGAAAGAACAUUUCCAGUAGUCUUAACAAAAAUGCUUGAAAGCCUCUCUGAGUGUGGUGGGUGAGUGAGAAGGGGCAGGUUCUGUUUCUUACUGGCAUCAGAACUCAUGAUCACAGCAAAGUAAAAAGUGAAGGCUGAGACUCGGUGCAUCUUAGUUUAGCUUUCAUUGAUUUUUUUAAACGUAUUAUUGUUUUUUUUUAAAGUUCAGUCAAUAACUGCAUAAUAUAUCUGAUCGGUGCAAUUGCACCAGGCCCAAAACGAUUGGAUUUGUGUGAGAGGUGAACUAGACCGGCUGAAGCAGAUUUGCUAAAAUUGCUCCUCAAAUUCCACACACACAAAAAAGCAUGAAAUAGUGGAUAGGUUAAGAUAACCAUACUGUGCAUACCUAUAUACUGUGUACACCAUUUUCAAGAGCAGUUUAGUUCUUUUAAUGCUGCGUUUUUCCAGAAUUCUCCUUCGUGUGUCUCAAUAACAUAUAUUCACAGGCGACUUUUCACCCGUUUCUGUGGGUCCUGAUCUCCAAUUGACACAUACAGCAGCCCCAGCAGAGGAACGCAGUUUGGUCAUUAAAUCCAUCUUGAGAGUUGAGGGAUGCCAAGUGGCCAUCAGGUGUGCACUCUGCCAGUGGUCCUUCUUGAUACCUGUGUGCAGGAACUGGCUGGCUCCUGGGUUUUGGCAGUGCUCUCAUUGGCUGCUUCCCUUCCAGCUGUGUGGCCUUUCUGACCCACCCCCUCACAUGUGGAACACGACGCUGUUCCAAUAGGCUGUUGAAUCAGAGCACCACUGACUUGCUAACAAAGAAGAUGCUGAUGCAUCUGCCUGCCUGCCUGCAGAAAAAGUAGAUUUUGCCAACACUCUCAGUGCAGCAGCAGAGCACCUGAACCCCGAAGAGCUGUUCAGUCAUGAGCCCCAGGCGGCCGUCUGCCCCUGCGGUUCCUCUCGUACAGAGCAGGGUCACAACUGCAGCAGGUCCUCAUCAGGAGGCUGCAGACAUCCUGUCUCACCACGGACUGACCCCUGCUCACAUUCCCUGUUAGUGGGUGACGUUCUGCGGUUUCAAGAGAGUUUUUUUUCAGUCUGCGUGGGCACGUCCAGGUUGUUAACACAGAAGAAGAGCCUGGAGUUUUUCAGGAAAUCCUUUCCGUGUGUGUGUAUACAUUAUGUCACAGUAACUCGCUGUUGACAGUAGCUUUACUGUAGUGCCCACGGUAUUUUACUAUUCUUCAGUAAAUAUGUAUAUUUAUUAAUACUUCAUAUGUUGUGUAUACAGGUAUUAGUGAUCUCCAAUUCUUGAGGUUUAAAGGAUAUUUGUAUAUUAUUUUGUAAUUUGGAAAGAGGUCUACCCUACACAUUGUGCCCUUCCACUGUUCUGAUUUAUACAAUGAACAUACACUGUGGUUGGAUUUUGAGCGUGUAGCUGUCUUCUACGGUAUAUUUUACAUAUGUUUAUUUUCUCUUUCUUGGUUAUAUUAAAUGCGGAAAUUUCAGAAAUUUCUAAGCACAUUCCGGAAAGUUUGCGUUUUUUCAAAUGCUAUCCUGUUAAAACAUAAAAUGAUGUAAAAUGUAUAUAUAUAUACAUGUGCAAUGCACAGCAUUUUAGCAAUCUAUAACUGUGAAUAUUAUAGAUGGAAAUCACUGUCCCUUUUCUAUUUUUAUUUUUUCCCUCAGCUACAUUUUUAUUAUUGCAUUGUGUACAGUCCCACCUUUUGGUAAAACAGUGCAAUUGCAGCAAGGAUCUUAAAGGGAAUGUUGAGACAAAAUAAUAUUGUAUUUUAGGAUGCGUGUUCUGAAUCUUUUUUUAACUUUCAUCCUCAUUCUUGACUUGUAGUUUCAUCCUUUUGAAAGACAUUAAAAUAACAAUACAGAGUGAGAAUGGCAUCAAGCUCUUCCAGGUUCAGUUAACUCUUGCCAUGCCAUUGAAGGUGUACGCUUCGCUGCAGAGUGCUGAACGACAUGGUUCACAGAAGGGGGUGUCAUGGAAGGACAAUGAUGCCUUAACAAAUUCUUCAAGAGACACAGCUGCAGACUUGAUUCGCAAUAGGGACUUGUGUUUCUCAUUUGAUCACAGCAAUAUACUUGGACAGUUCUAGGAUUUGUUUUUUGUUCUGUUCAACUUUGCUUUUCCCUUCCACUUGGUAGUGAUUUUGUUAAACCCCCCCAAAAAAGCACACGUCUGGAAAGAGUCGUAUCUAGGAGGAGUGUGUGUGUGUGUGUGUGUCUCUGUGUGUGUGUGUGCGAAUCUCGCACCAAGUCUGUCCUGAGUGGCUGAGUUCCAGCAGCUUCUGACCCCUUUCACACCUGUCCAGCGGCACAAAUCGCAGCUCUGUCCUCUUCUGGGCAGAAGCCCAAAGAACCCAGAGUUCUCCACGGCCCUGGAAAGCCACAGCUCUGCAGGUUUUGUUAACUAGUUACCAAGGACCUGGAAACCAUGUCGAAAUAUACCAUUGGUGCAAAUAAUGGUUUCAGUUAUGUCACUCGUAGCACAGGUGAACCCCAGACACCCUUGUGGCUUCCCAGGGCUGAGGUGCCAGACUCGAUUUUAUACUCGACAUUAGCUCCAGAGCAAUUGGGGCUAAUCAGCACUAUGCUUGAUUGGAUUAUACAACCUGUAUAGGCAGUGAUGAAUGGAAUCAUCUCCUUACCAGAUCUUCUCUUUAAGCUGCUGGAACUCCUUUGCUUAACCUCGCUGUUCCAGGGAGUACCCUUCUGGAAUUUCUCAUGAAAGAGAAAGCUAAGGUGACAACCUAGUGACUUCUCCACUGUAUGUCUGGGCAGUGUAUCUUUGCUCUUCAGUCUCUGCCAGGGCACUAGAUUCUUCCUGCUGUGCAAGGAUGAGGCCUGGGCUUGUGCUCUGAAACCAGGGCAAUUAAAAGUGGUGUGCGACAGGCAGAUCUCGUCUUGGGCUUCCUGUGCGGUGAGGUGGACAUCUUCAUGUGGUAUUUUUUUCUACUGCUGGAUAAGACUUUAUGACCUGAACACUAAAAUGGAGAUCUGGUGUUGUGCAGUGGAGAUGGGUUGGCAUUGCUGAAGGCAGCUGGUGUUGGGAUUUCUCUGUGUUUCCUGUUGGGACUUCCCUGGCCCCCAGCUGCGAAUACCUAGAGGGGUUAAGGAUGCAAGUGAAAUUCGGAAGUUGCUUUUCUUUUCCUGCGUGGGGUUGCUCCUUCUGUACCGGUACUAAAAAGGGUGACAGUUUUAAACGUGCGAGAGACAGAAGCUCUGUCCCCUGGUUGGAAACUUAAAGGCACACGUAAUGCAUACACCUUAUGCACCUGUGCCUCUCUUAUUGAUACUUCAGAACUGCACUGUGUAUGUGUAUGGAUUUACUGUAUAUUAUAUAUAAACUAUAUAGUGUAAACACACAAGUAUAUUUCUACAAUACGACGUGUAUAACACAGUUGGUUCACCUGUACCUGUGCAAUUCACCUGAUUUCACAUCACUACGAGUUCGCCUGUGCCACCUUCCCUCGUUGUUCUGAGUUCCGAUGUGCCUGGGUCUAGCAAUACAGCAAACCACCCACAAAGAGGAAAGUGGAGACAUGUCUGCUUUCCAUUAUUUUUUUUGGGGGGGGUCUUUGCUAAAGUUGUGGCAGGUGUAUUGUUUUCAUUGUUGUAAUAAAGGCGAUAAGGACAUACUGCAUUUCAACACUCCUCAGCCCCCUGCAGGGUGAGAGCCAUAUUACUGGAGUGCUUUUGGGGUUGGGGAGAGUACACGCGUGACUUUCCAAAGGACUCUGGGGAAUGGUGCACUUUGCUUGUGUUGUCCCAGCAGGGAGAGCACAGCCUCUCAGGGCUUCUAAAGAGCACAGGUUAAAUCGACACACUGUUUUGCCAGCUCACGGUCGCUGCACAGUACUCAUGUCAAAGCGCACAUCUGUACUGUAGAAAAGUGGAAACAUCUGAAAAGUCUCAGACAGCUUUCAGUCUCAUUGGUCUUUGGUGCAGGAUGGCAAAAAACAGAACUACGGAGCUACAGCUUUGUGGAGCUGUUUCUUAAAGAUGAGCAAUCAGAAACUGUUUGUGCCCAUAAUUUAUUUUGGGGUUAAAAAAAUAACACACCAGAGAAAUGUCUUUUAUUAUUAUUCAGUUAAUGAAAUGGGUUGGAUGAAUUCUCAAUGUUCUUUUUUGUAAUCAUGAACACAUUCAGUGGUACAUGGGGUUGUACUGCGAACAUUGUCGAUGCUAAAUGUUCUAUCGAGUCGAAUUUCGAGUGCGUGUUCUCUAGUGGUUGAUGAUCAGUAUUGUGUUGUAGAAAAUGUUAAUUUUGUCACUUUUCAUUUGGUUUUUUGAUUUUUUAUUUUUUGGAAGAAAAAAUAACAAGACACUCCUUUAAAAACGAAAAAAAAAAAUCUUGUAUCUUAUCUAUCUGUUCUCUCUUAAAUGUUUGAAGUCAAGUAUUUUGUAUCAUGUUAUAACAUUUGUCUUUGUGUAAAUAAAUGACAUUGUUUCUGCCAAGAGUCUUGGUUGAUCUAUGUUUAUUUACUGCAGAUAUCAAGAAACGUGCCCCAACAUAACAAGAAAUGAAGGAAUAUGCACUAGAGACAAUUAAAGAAAAUGGGAAUGAAAUUUGCAUACCUCUACAGUACUUUAUGUAAAGUCCUGUACUCUAACCCAGGGGCUGUGGGUUCAAAUCCCAGGUAAGAGGCUGCUAUACUUCACUCUUGAUUGCUCUAGUAAGUGUUCUGCUGUUUGGGUUUCCAGAAGGUAAAACUAUUGACAAGAAGAAAUAAUUUCUCCAGGUAAACACUAUUAAUACAAGCUAUUCUACCACAUGGGUGUUGGGGAUUGUUCCGUAAAAUGUCUUUGAGAUGCAGAUCCACAAAUGGAUGUCAUGCUUGUCCUCAUGGCCAGGUAACUACUGUGCAGUUUCCCAAAAGGAUGGACAUGACACCUGCCAACUUAAUUCCCUUUUUUAAAGACAAAGAGUUGUUUAUAUUACAAGGCAACACUAUUGGGGUUUAAUGGCUCUCUAAAGUGACUUUGGUACAACA